Penicillium nucicola is the source of this 1026-nucleotide messenger RNA. Its product is annotated as class I SAM-dependent methyltransferase. The record is from RefSeq and is a predicted model, not a curated record. Bases 1 to 1026 code for a protein of 341 amino acids. Gene Ontology annotation, molecular function: methyltransferase activity. NCBI's taxonomy places the organism in Eukaryota, Fungi, Ascomycota, Eurotiomycetes, Eurotiales, Aspergillaceae. The transcript has 10 exons.
AUGAGAGGGAAUGCCAUUGCCGCUGAUCCGGACAUAUAUGCCGUGACAGAAAGCUUUGCACCGGACGAUUGGCAAUCAGAAACAACCUCGAUUGCUUCCUCGCUAUAUCGAGGCUAUUAUGAAAAUGGACGGAGAUAUCAGACAUUACGGGAGCAAUCAUAUGUUCCCUCCGACGAUCAGCAAUUCGACGCAUAUGAAGCCGGACAUCUCACAGCAUUAAAUAUGGACUCAAAUCGAGAAAAUCCACUGUUCCGAUCACCAGUCAAAAAGGAUAUCCAGCAUGUCCUGGAUAUCGGAACCGGGAAAGGGUCAUGGGCAGUCGAUGUUGCAGACUUAUUUCCGAAAGCAACGGUGCGAGGCGUGGAUUUGUUCCCCCCGCCAAUAAACUGGAUGCCACCUAAUUGUGUUCUUGAGGUGGACGACAUAUUACAGCCCUGGACAUGGCAGCAGCCCUUUGACCUGAUCCACAUGCGAAAUAUGGACGCCGCAUUUACGCCGCAAGAGAAUGCACAAUUAUAUCAACAAUGUUUCGAUAAUUUGCGCCCUGGUGGCUGGAUUGAGCAGUUUGAAAUAUCACACAAGUUCCACAGCGAAGAUAACAGCUGGCCAGAAAAUUGCCACAUCAAAGACUGGGAAAGUCUCAUGACGAGCGCCGCCGCAAAGUCGAGAAGACCGUUAGAUCUCUAUCACCGUUUCCCAAGCCUGAUCAAACAGACAGGCUUCGUGGAUAUACACGUGGAAGAAGCCAAGUGGCCAGUUGGGCCAUGGCCCCGAGAUAAGCAACUCAAGGAAGCAGGAUCUGUCAAUCUAGGCCACUGGCUAGCCGGAAUGGAAGGCUAUGCGAUGUAUUUGUUCACGAGAUAUGGCAGUCCGACUGUCUGGUCGAAGGAGGAGGUCCAGGUUCAUUUGGCCCGGGUGAGAAAGGAGUUGGUGGAUCCCCGGUUCCAUCUUUAUCAUACAGUAAAACGAGUGUGGGCGCGGAAACCGAUGCCAGAUGAAGAUAUGAUUAAGAUUGAGACGGAUUAG